AUGUUACAGGUAGAACGCAGCUGCGGACACUGGCACUGUAGCACGGCGGGGACGGGGCGGCGGCGGGCGGCAAGAUGCAACCGGCAACGAUGGGACAUGCAGAAGUGUACGUGCGGCAGCGCGGCGGCGUCCCAUGGGUGGCGCUCUGACGUGCCACGGGUACGUGCUCGGGCCGUCUGUGGGACAGGGCGGAUGGAUGGGCUGCACGGCGCGGCGCGACCGCGGCGCACUCGAGUUGCUCGGGCGUGCGCGGCGGCGGCAGUGGUGGCACGGAGAAGGGCGGAGAAACGGGCCGGAUCACGGUGGGGCGGGAUGGGCGGAAACAGACUGAGUUGCGACAGUUGGGGGCUGUACGUACCGUGCAGCACGUGCAGCAAACAGUGGGUGCGGCAGCUCGUAGCGCCGGCGGCGAGAUGA
Molecule: messenger RNA, 417 nt
Organism: Chondrus crispus (carragheen)
Lineage: Eukaryota; Rhodophyta; Florideophyceae; Gigartinales; Gigartinaceae
Exons: 1
Coding region: 1-417 (138 amino acids)
Source: RefSeq, a predicted model, not a curated record